GUAGUGCUUCCAAUCCUUUCCAGAAUUUGGAGAAGAGUGCUGUCCUGCAGGAGGCACGCAUAUUCAAUGAAACCCCCAUCAAUCCAAGAAGAUGCUUGCAUAUCUUGACAAAGAUUCUGUACUUACUCAACCAGGGUGAGCCCUUUGGGACUAUGGAAGCUACAGAAGCCUUCUUUGCAAUGACUCGCUUGUUUCAAUCUAAUGAUCAAACACUCAGGAGAAUGUGCUACCUUACCAUUAAGGAAAUGGCUACCAUCUCUGAGGAUGUCAUCAUUGUCACAAGCAGUCUGACAAAGGACAUGACUGGAAAAGAAGAUGUGUACCGGGGCCCAGCCAUCAGGGCUCUCUGCAGAAUCACAGAUGGAACAAUGUUGCAAGCUAUUGAAAGAUAUAUGAAGCAGGCCAUUGUGGAUAAAGUCUCCAGUGUAUCCAGUUCAGCACUUGUAUCUUCCUUACACAUGAUGAAGAUAAGCUAUGAUGUGGUUAAACGAUGGAUAAAUGAAGCCCAAGAAGCUGCGUCAAGUGACAAUAUCAUGGUGCAGUACCAUGCAUUGGGAGUGCUGUAUCACCUUAGGAAGAAUGAUCGGCUUGCUGUCUCCAAGAUGUUAAAUAAGUUCACCAAAUGUGGUCUCAAAUCACAGUUUGCAUACUGUAUGCUGAUUCGAAUUGCUAGUCGCUUACUGAAAGAAAGUGAGGAUGGUCAUGACAGUCCACUCUUUGAUUUCAUUGAGAGCUGCUUGCGAAAUAAACACGAAAUGGUUAUUUAUGAAGCUGCUUCUGCAAUUAUUCACCUUCCUAACUGCACUGCAAGAGAGUUGGCGCCUGCUGUCUCAGUUCUUCAGCUUUUCUGUAGCUCUCCUAAACCAGCCUUGAGAUAUGCAGCUGUGAGGACCUUGAACAAAGUGGCAAUGAAGCACCCCUCUGCUGUUACUGCCUGCAACCUGGAUUUAGAGAACUUAAUCACAGACUCAAACAGAAGCAUUGCUACCCUGGCCAUUACUACAUUGCUCAAAACAGGGAGUGAGAGCAGCGUGGACAGGCUUAUGAAGCAGAUAUCUUCUUUUGUAUCUGAAAUCUCAGAUGAAUUCAAGGUGGUGGUUGUGCAGGCAAUUAGUGCUCUCUGUCAGAAGUACCCUCGAAAGCACAGUGUCAUGAUGACUUUCCUUUCGAACAUGCUUCGAGAUGAUGGAGGUUUUGAAUACAAAAAAGCCAUUGUGGACUGCAUUAUCAGCAUUGUGGAAGAGAACCCUGAGAGUAAAGAAGCCGGCCUAGCCCACCUCUGUGAAUUCAUUGAGGACUGUGAACACACCGUUCUGGCUACUAAGAUUCUACACUUACUGGGCAAAGAGGGCCCUAGAACUCCUGUCCCCUCUAAGUAUAUCAGAUUCAUUUUUAAUAGAGUAGUCCUGGAGAAUGAAGCUGUCAGAGCUGCUGCUGUAAGUGCUUUGGCUAAAUUUGGAGCUCAGAAUGAGAGCCUUCUCCCAAGCAUCCUGGUCCUCUUACAAAGGUGUAUGAUGGAUACUGAUGAUGAGGUACGGGACCGAGCUACCUUCUACCUGAAUGUGCUACAGCAGAGACAGAUGGCCCUGAAUGCUACAUAUAUCUUCAACGGUCUGACAGUCUCUAUACCAGGGAUGGAAAAGGCCUUGCACCAGUAUACACUAGAGCCUUCAGAAAAACCCUUUGACUUGAAGUCCAUUCCUCUCGCUAUGGCUCCUGUCUUUGAACAGAAGUCAGAAAUCACGCUUGUGACUUCUAAGCCAGAGAAGUUGGCUCCUUCCAGACAAGAUAUUUUCCAAGAACAGUUGGCUGCCAUUCCUGAGUUUAUGAGUCUGGGGCCCUUGUUCAAGUCUUCUGAGCCUGUUCAGCUCACGGAGGCAGAGACAGAGUACUUCGUGCGAUGUAUCAAGCACGUGUUUACUGACCACAUUGUGUUCCAGUUUGACUGUACCAACACUCUGAAUGACCAGCUGCUGGAGAAGGUAACGGUGCAGAUGGAACCGUCCGACUCCUAUGAAGUACUGUGCUACGUCCCAGCCCCCAGCCUCCCUUACAAUCAGCCGGGGAUGUGCUACACACUUGUUCGCUUGCCGGAUGAGGAUCCUACAGCAGUUGCAAGCACCUUUAGCUGUACCAUGAAGUUUACAGUCCGGGACUGCGACCCUCACACUGGAGUCCCAGAUGACGAUGGGUAUGACGAUGAAUAUGUGCUGGAAGAUCUUGAAGUGACUGUGUCUGACCAUAUUCAGAAGGUACUAAAGCCUAACUUUGCUGCCGCCUGGGAAGAAGUGGGAGAUGCAUUUGAGAAAGAAGAAACCUUUGCUCUUAGUUCUACAAAAACCCUUGAAGAGGCUGUCAACAACAUCAUCACAUUUCUGGGCAUGCAGCCAUGUGAGAGAUCAGACAAAGUACCUGAGAAUAAGAAUUCCCAUUCCCUUUAUCUGGCAGGCAUGUACAGAGGUGGCUAUGACUUGCUGGUGCGAUCAAGGCUGGCCUUAGCAGAUGGAGUGACCAUGCAGGUGACUGUGAGAAGCAAAGAGAAAACACCUGUGGAUGUUAUCUUGGCUUCUGUAGGAUAAGUUCUUGCUGGGAAAGGUGAUGUGGCUAUGCUCACCCUAUUCGUGGUUUUUAGGCCAAUGGCAUGAAUUUUCCAGAAUCACACUUGUCCAAUGUUUGGCCCUGAGCCAGCAGAUCAAGCAAAUGUUUAUCUUUUGUGCAUGGACUUCAGUGUGUUUCUUCCCUUCUCAUUGUCUCACUUGCUCAGCUUUGCUAUGACAAUGCAGCUUUGAGUGAUCUUGAAAACCAGAAUCUAUGUAUGCUAUUCUACAGCUGCUUGGCUUCAUUAUAUGCUUUUAUUUCAUGUAUGAAAACUCUAGGCAAUGUUGGAAAAUCUUAUCCCAGAAGGGUGGAGGGGGAGGGGAAGCCGGAAUCCAUUUUUGUCACAGUUUGUUUUUAUUAAUAGAAAAUAAACACUCAUUCAUUCCAGUUUCAAAGUUGCUAUACUUGAAAUUCCUAAUUUUUAAAAAAUGAAUUUAAAAUAAUCAAUAAUGCUGCUUUAACUAAGACAGUUAAAACUGUGGCUUAAAAAGUAUUCAGCACCAUUUGCUCUUAGGUCUUUCAACAUUUGUUCUUAAGCAUUUGUUCUUAAGCAUUUGUUCUUAAGCAUCUGCCUGUCUGUCAGUACAGGAGUUGCUGAGUUACAUGAGAAAGCCUUUUUGAACAGCCAGUGGGAUAGAUGCUAAGCAGCCAUCCUAAGAGGAGUCAGUGGACAUCUGGCUGUUAUAGUGGCCCCUCCUCUCCCCUUCAGCUCUGGAGGAACAUACACCUAAGCACUGAUGCGAGGAGGCAGGCUGUUAUUUACUGUUCAGCUUGGACUUUUUAGCCAGGAACAGUAAAUCUCUGGCACAGAUGCAACUGGUUAAUACUUUGUGGUUUAGGAAAUUCUGUAAAUAAUUUGAAUCUGUUUAUUCACAAAUUAUAUGUGUGAUGGCAGUCUCUACUCUAGCAAGUAAGGGCCAACUGUUUUAAUACCCUUAUAAAAUACAUACACAGGUAUGCAAAUCAGCUGUAAAAGCAUAUUCAGAAUGCUGUAUCAUUUAUGCCAAUGAUGACUAUCUUGGUUUGAUGCGUCUUUGCGUGGGGAAAGCAGUGCUGGGGGCUGAACCCAAGGGCAUUAGCUUGGUAGGCAGGUGCUCUACCAUGAGCUACAUUCCCAGCCCCUAAGCCAAUGGUCUACUUCAACAAAAUGUCUGUAAUUAGAAGCAGCUGAUGAAAUAAAUGUAAGGUGUGACAUGA
Molecule: messenger RNA, 3795 nt
Organism: Cricetulus griseus (Chinese hamster)
Lineage: Eukaryota; Metazoa; Chordata; Mammalia; Rodentia; Cricetidae
Source: RefSeq, a predicted model, not a curated record